CACGGGUCAGUUUCAACCAUUCAGCGCCCGGCCAUGGUGUUCUCUUACUGACGUGUCGGAUCUGGUUAUUACUGAGGAAAAACAGCUCUGUUUUUGAUGCUGUUCCUUUAACCACCAGACGCCAACAGGUAGAAAAAUGGCAGAACCCAGCAAGCAGGAAAUUUCUGCUAUUUUCAAGCGACUUCGCUCCAUCCCUACAAAUAAGGUCUGCUUUGACUGUGCAGCUAAAAACCCCAGCUGGGCCAGCAUCACCUAUGGGGUUUUUGUCUGCAUCGAUUGCUCUGGGACUCACAGGUCUCUGGGGGUACACCUGUCAUUUAUUAGGUCCACCGAGCUGGAUUUUAAUUGGUCAUGGUUCCAGCUAAGAUGUAUGCAAGUCGGAGGCAAUGCCAGUGCCAUUGCAUUUUUCAAUCAACAUGGAUGCAAAGCCAGCGCUGCCAACGCCAAGUACAACAGCCGAGCUGCACAGCUGUACAGAGAGAAGAUAAAGACUUUGGCCACACAAGCUACCAGGCGCCAUGGCACUGAGCUGUGGCUCGACAGUCAGGCUCCUCUAUCUCCAACAUCACCAGACGACAAGCAGGUGGAUUUCUUCAGUCUGCAUUCACAGGCUGUUCCUGAAAAUUUGAACAUGGGCAAAAUGAGUCUGAGCUCCUCUGCAUCAGAGAAACCUUUGGCCCCAGAAGAAGGUGAAGACCGCAAUGGUAACUUGGACGAAGGUCCCAAUGUGGAAAUGCUGAGUGUUUCUCCAAAAGCAAACCCAGAGCCUUCUUCUCUUCUUAAGAAGAAGCCAGCAGGUGCCAAGAAAACAUUGGCCUCAAAGAAGGGCGGUCUAGGCGCUCAGAAGGUAAGCAGCCAGAGCUUCUCGGAGCUGGAGAAGAAGGCUCAGGCUGCUGAUAAACUCAGAGAGAAAGAAGAGAACUCUGCUGCUGCCAAGAAAAAUAUUACACCUGAGGAGUUCAUUGCUCCAUCCAUGCGGCUGGCUUACAAAGAACUUGAGCAGCAGAGGAAAAUCGAGGAGCAGAAGUUGAAAGGAUUAGAGGGGAAGAAGAAGGAGCAAGCUGAGAGACUGGGCAUGGGUCUAGGCAUGAGGAGUGGAGUUUCUCACUCUGUGACAUCAGACAUGCACAUCAUCCAGCAGGACAAUCCACAGGGAGCAAAGGCCACCAGAGGACGACGAUUUAUAGAUGAGGAUGAUGAUGAAGGGUCCUUCAGCUCUAGGGUUUUGUCCCGCUUUGAGGACCAAACUGAAACCUCAGAGAGUUUCUCUUCACGGUGGGGUGAUGGAGACGAUGGAAGAGGCUGGAUGAAAGAGAGCAAGAAAUCAGAGCCAGACUUCUUCUUGUCCUCCACUAUAACGUCACUUGAUGACAGACCCACAACCAGGAGGAAGCCAGAAGCAGCACCGGUCUCAGACACGGGAGAAGCUCGGAAAAAAUUUGGAGAUGAUGUCAAAGCCAUCUCGUCUGACAUGUACUUUGGAAAACAAGACAGCUCUGAGUAUGAGGCCAAAACCCGACUGGAGAGAUUUGCUGGGAGUGCCUCCAUUAGUUCAGCAGACCUGUUUGAUGACCCAAAGAAACAGAGUGCGAGUUCAUACCGUCUGAGUAACGUGCUUCCCAGCGCUCCCGACAUGUCACAGCUCAAACUGGGAGUGCGUUCAGUUGCAGGAAAACUUUCAGUCAUGGCCAGCGGCGUAGUUAGCUCAAUCCAGGAUCACUACAGCUCCUGAGUAAACAUGUUGGAUUCAACAUGUAUAGUUAUCCUCUAUUUGACAGUUAGAUUACAUUUCUAGUGGGUAGUCAUCUUGGGAGAAAUGAGAGGAGAAACUUUAAUCAAUGCUAUGACCAAGUCUCCAGAAUUUACCUGUAUAUUGUAUAUCUAUAUCUAGUUUUUUAUUAGAUGAUGUAUAUACAAAGUCAUAGUCAUUCGGAUCAAAUCAAAAUAAGCAGAGCACAAUAUUUUUCAGUGCAAUUAUUUCCCCCUGCAAACACCUUGAAGGGAGAUUUGUGUAUAUACAGGUAUGAAGAAAAUUCAGUUUGCAUUAUAUUAUGUAGUUUGUUUGGAGCUUUGGGGUUUUACAUAUAUAGAAAUGCUGAAUGUAGCAGUCCGAGAAGCAAUGAGGGGUGUCCGUUUGAUUCCUUUAGCUCUAUAAUUGCUUAAUUGGGUAACUCACUCUCACUCAUCAGUGCACUUUGUAGUGUUAUUGUUGUACUUUUCUUGCGCCCAUCCACGCAGGGUUGAAAGUGUCCUUUCUGUCCCCAAAGUGCACUUACAUUUGCUCUACCACAGGCAGGACCAAAAGCUGAUAAAGAGGCCUUGGGGCAACAGAUAUACUUUAUUUCUUAAGUGAGUGAACUGUAAGUUAUGUAAAUCGAUGCGUCAUUAUCACAUAAGUGUCAUUGUCCUGUGAGAAGCAACUUUUUUGUUGUUGCUGUUUUUGGAAGCCGACCAUGAAUAUUUAUGAAAAAGCAAUGUGAGAUGUCAGAGUUUUAAGGAACACUAAAUGAAUAAUAAGUAUUCCUUUAAGAUAGUAAGUGAUCAUCAUAAAAGCUCCAUUUGCUUAGAAUUAGACGCUAUGAAGAAUGUGGUCAACAUUUUAAGAAGGGAUUUGUUAGAUUCUGAUUGUCUUUGAAUGUUAUUGAAAUUUAUACUUAAAUAUCUGGGUGAAUUUCUAGAUUGUACCAUUUGAUAUGGGAUCCAGUGGCUCCACUAAGACUUAAGGAUUUCUUUUUCCUGUGCUGAGACAGUUUUGUAGCUUUCAGGCCUCAUUUCCACUUUAAAAGAAUAAUCCCUUUAAAACCAUCUUUUUUUUUUUUUUACUUUAAAAUACUGCCAACAUAAAAGUGUUAACUUUAUAUAUGCUAUUCUUUCUAAACACAGUAGGACUACAGGUGGUGCUUGAGUGAGUGAUGCUACAGCUUGUGCUUAUGCGUUUUGGUAACGUUUGCUGUCUUUUAUAAUUGUGCAGAGUGAAGGAACUAGCAGUUUUAAAGGCCAGACUCCAUACAAGGUUGUGUUACCGAGCAAUUUCUGAGAAGCUGGAACAUCUCAGGAGUUUGAUUUGGCAUGUUAAUUAGAAACACUACAGGAGAGCAAAGCUGUGCAUCUUUCAGUGACCAAAUACAUAUAUGUUUUUGUUUGUUUUAGUUUGUUUAGUUUUUUACUUCCAUCACUAAAUGCCUUAUUCCAAAGAUCUUUGAUUUACACACCUUAAUGUUGGAGUCAUCUUGUGACCUUUUUGCACAUAAUGUCCAGCCACCCUGCAACCCUGAAAUGGAUAAGUGGAAGAAGAUGGAUGGAUGGAUGGUGUUGGAAAUUGUAUGUGGCAGCUUUUGCUUUGUUUCACUAGUUUUUGCCUCUAAGUUGACAAUAAGUCCUGUAAGAUUUUGUCUUCUGCCGUUCGAUAUUGUUACAUGUAGGAGAUUCUAUAAGCUGUUAAUAAAAUCUGUAUAUUCUGCCGUGAACUGCUACAUACAAUCUUGUAUAGGGCUUUCCAUUUAUAGAAAGCUACCAAGAAUCAGAUUUUGGCCAUUUUUGACACUCAAAAUGUAAGUAAAAAAUGUUGGGAAUAUGCCAAAUAAAUGGUUUGUGCUUAUUA
Archocentrus centrarchus (flier cichlid) is the source of this 3601-nucleotide messenger RNA. It is a transcript of the gene arfgap3, whose product is annotated as ADP-ribosylation factor GTPase activating protein 3. Gene Ontology annotation, biological process: COPI coating of Golgi vesicle. Bases 137 to 1732 code for a protein of 531 amino acids. Lineage: Eukaryota; Metazoa; Chordata; Actinopteri; Cichliformes; Cichlidae. The transcript is spliced from 16 exons. Gene Ontology annotation, molecular function: GTPase activator activity. The record is from RefSeq and is a predicted model, not a curated record.